AAGCCUGUAGCCCAUGUACUUGUGGGCUAGGCCGAUCAUUUUCUGGCCCACACCAAAAAUGGGCUAGCCCAUCCUGACCCGUAAAAUGUCAAAGCCUGGAUGGGUUAGCCCCAAUGGGGUGGGCUAGCACAUAUUGACAGCUCUAAUAGCUGGACUUCGUUAGAAGAAAUCCAUUACAUGGUAGCUUUAGGAUAGAUGACUUAUACUCUUCUAAAGGUAGAUUGGCUUGUAUGCAAGGUGCAUUUAGUGGAAUAGAUUGAUCUAGAUUACUCAUGGUAUCUUAGGGUUGAGAAUUCACACUACCCUAUGGAUAGCUUGCAUCUUGAUAGGAUGGGUGCAUGGUUUCUAGGUUGGUAUAGUUGUAGCCCUUCUAUAAUAGCUUGGAUUGGAUGAUAUGAUGUUUCCGUGUUAAUUAGGCUUAGAAUGAUAAAAUGCUACUCUUGAUAACGUGUAAAGUAUGUGUCGGCCACUUUUGGCCAAAAGUUUGUAAAUUUUGUGUAUAAAUAGAGGAGCUUUCCUCAUAAAUAAAACACACCUUCAUCCUUACAUCUCUCAUCUUUCUGAAUACUCUCUUUACGCUUCCAUCCCCUCCAUUGGUAUCAGAGCUAGUUAAUUAAAUAACUAUGGAAAACAAAUCAACUAUGACAGAUGAUCUACAAGAACAGACUAUUUAUCAAGACAGAGUUACACAGCCAGGACAAGAUAAUGUUAUGGAAAACAUACUCAAAACCCUAACUACACUUUGUACAAAAGUGGACAGUAUGGGAUUGAGAAUUCAAAAGCUAGAAGAAAAGGAAGAAUCUACAAGUCAGCAGCAUGACUCUAAAAAUGCGGAGCUACGUCGUUCGGCAGACGGUAAAAAGCCAGAACUAGAAGGAGACGUUGGGAAACUCCAUAAAACCCAUGACAAUGUUCGUUUAAAAGUCGUAAAGUAAAUAGUUUGUCGGCCAAUCAUGUAAAAAAUUUGUCGGCCAAUUAUAUAAAGUAGUAAUAGUAAGUAUUUUGUUUUUUUGUGUCGGCCGAAUAAAGAGAGGCCAUGUGUAAAGUAUGUGUCGGCCACUUUUGGCCAAAAGUUUGUAAAUUUUGUGUAUAAAUAGAGGAGCUUUCCUCAUAAAUAAAACACACCUUCAUCCUUACAUCUCUCAUCUUUCUGAAUAUCAGCCAUAUGUAGAAAGAAAUAAUUUUAUUUUUGUCGUGUUGCGUCGGCUAUAAAAAGCCAAAUUGUAUAAAAGUCGUAAAGUAAAUAGUUUGUUGGCCAAUCAUGUAAAAAGUUUGUCGGCCAAUUAUAUAAAGUAGUAAUAGUAAGUAUUUUGUUUUCUUGUGUCGGCCGAAUAAAUUUAUACACAAAAUUUAUAAACUUUUGGCCAAAAGUGGCCGACACAUACUUUACACAUGGCCUCUCUUUAUUCGGCCUAUCCAAAAGGUAAAACAUUCCAUUCAUAGAAACCU
This is a messenger RNA of Solanum lycopersicum (tomato), 1449 nucleotides long. Lineage: Eukaryota; Viridiplantae; Streptophyta; Magnoliopsida; Solanales; Solanaceae. The record is from RefSeq and is a predicted model, not a curated record.